UUCUAUUUUCCACGAAGACUUGACCAUGGAAAUUGUCUGGCAGCCCCUCGUUCACCGUGGCCUAUAAAUAGAUGCUACUCAUCCUAUUCAACCCAUCAACCCAUCUGCAAUCCACACACCCCUCUCCAGCUCUCCUCUCUCCGCUAGAGUUGUUUUUGGACUCAAUGUCUAUGUCUAUCAAUGGUGUUUCUCCUUCAUUUCAGAGCUUUCGGCCUCCCACUCUCCCUCUACCUGUAGAGGAAGAGAACCCCUUCUGCAUAUUGGGGGAGUCUCGUCAUGUACUGGCUCCACCGCACUGGAAGAAGGCUGCUGAGGCCCUACAGUGUGGUCAUUUUGAUGAGGUGUGCGCCAUGGUGUCGCAGUUUGCACAUGCGCAAACUGUGGAUAUUCAGGGCACGGCUCUCACAGUGGCCCAGGUCACUGCUCUUGCACGUGGGGAUCAUGUUAGGGUGGCUCUCGAUGAGGCGGCGGCCCGAGGCCGCGUGACGAGGAGUGCUGAUUGGGUGGCUGAGAACAUCUCUCGGGGCACGGACACGUACGGGGUGACUACUGGCUUCGGUGCCACUUCCCAUCGGCGGACCAACAAGACCGCUGAUCUUCAGACCGAGCUGAUUCGGUUUCUCAACGCUGGAGUGAUCGGGAAGGAGACUCUUCCGGCGAGUUUCUCCAAGGCUGCUAUGCUUGUCCGAGCGAAUACUUUGAUGCAAGGGUAUUCGGGCAUUCGGUGGGAGAUACUUGAGGCCAUGGCCAAGCUGAUAAACCUCAAUUUGAUCCCUAAACUGCCUUUGAGGGGGACCAUCACUGCUUCUGGGGACCUUGUGCCAUUAUCUUAUAUUGCUGGAGUAUUAACUGGGAGGCAUAAUUCCAAGGUUGUGACGCCUGAGGGGGAAGAAAUCACGGCCAUGGAAGCUCUGAAGAGAGCUGGAAUUGAAGCUCCCUUUCAGCUGCAGGCGAAGGAAGGUCUGGCUCUUGUGAAUGGGACUGCUGUUGGGUCAGCGGUGGCCGCAACGGUUUGUUUUGAUGCCAACAUCUUGGGGCUCCUUGCGGAGGUUCUGUCUGCCUUGUUCUGUGAAGUGAUGAAUGGCAAGCCUGAGUAUACGGAUCCACUGACUCAUGAGCUGAAACACCAUCCUGGCCAGAUUGAAUCAGCUGCUAUAAUGGAAUUUCUUCUUGAUGAAAGUGACUACAUGAAGGCAGCAAAGCUUCGUCAAGAGAAGGAUGUGUUGAUGAAGCCUAAACAAGACCGGUAUGCGCUCAGAACUUCUCCCCAGUGGCUGGGGCCUCAGAUUGAGGUGAUUCGCAUGGCAACACAUGCAAUUGAGAGGGAAAUCAAUUCUGUCAACGACAACCCUUUGAUCGAUGUCUCUCGGGACCUUGCUCUUCAUGGAGGGAACUUCCAAGGGACCCCUAUUGGUGUUUCCAUGGACAAUCUCCGGAUUGCCAUUGCAGCAAUUGGGAAGCUCAUGUUUGCUCAAUUCUCAGAGCUGGUCUGUGACUAUUAUAAUGGUGGGUUGCCUUCCAAUUUGAGUGGCGGCCCCAACCCGAGCUUGGACUAUGGCUUCAAAGGUGCUGAGAUAGCCAUGGCUGCCUAUUGCUCCGAGCUUCAAUACCUGGCGAACCCGGUCACAACACACGUGCAGAGCGCUGAACAACACAAUCAGGAUGUGAAUUCUCUGGGAUUGAUCUCUGCAAGGAAGAGUGCUGAAGCAGUGGAGAUCCUAAAGCUCAUGUCUGCAUCUUACAUGGUGGCACUUUGCCAGGCAGUUGACCUGAGACACCUAGAAGAAAACAUGAGGGAAGUAGUGAAACAUCUCAUCACCCAAGUAGCAAGAAAAACCCUUUACACAGAUGAAGAUGGGACGCUGCUAGAAUCUCGUUUCUGCGAGAAAGAACUCCAGCAGGUCGUCGAAAACUUGCCAGUCUUCUCCUAUAUCGAUGACCCCACUAAUCCUUCAUACUCUUUUUUGCCUCAACUCCGAGAUGUACUAGUUGAAAGAGCUCUCAAAGACCCCAAAUCCACGGACUCUGCAGGCUAUUCCAUUUUCAAGCGCAUCCCCAUAUUUCAAGAGGAGCUGAAGGAGAGACUCAUUGAGGAGAUAUCAAAAGCAAGAGAAAGGUUUGAUAAUGGAGAUUUCCCAAUACCGAACAGAAUCAAGAAAUGCAGGACUUACCCCAUAUACGGAUUUGUGAGGAAAGAAGUGGGAACCAAGCUCCUCAGUGGUGAAAACAAGGUGAGUCCCGGAGAGGAUAUAGAGAAGGUUUAUGAGGCGAUCAAUGAUGGGAAGUUGGGAGAUGUGCUGAUGAAGUGCUUGGCAUUUUGGAAAGGCACGUCGGGCCCUUUCACGCCGAGGCCUAGUGGGCUAUCUUCUCCAGCGCAGUUUAAUCCGGAGUAUUGGGGUUGGUUUGAGAAGCUAAGGUCUCCUUCCGCCUCGAAUGGGAGAGUGAAUUGGGACCAGCUCUGAGUAGAAGGAAGGAAAAGGAAUUAAUUACGAAGAUGAGAACAAGUAUAAUGUUUGUUUGUGUGUUUCUAAUGCUGUUUUGUACUAGAAUUUUGAUUCCCAUCAAGUAAAAAUCCAAUUCCGACAAACAUGAUAUGACUUCAAAAUAUGGAUAAAUCACAUUGAAUA
This is a messenger RNA of Vitis riparia (riverbank grape), 2627 nucleotides long. Its product is annotated as phenylalanine ammonia-lyase-like. The transcript has a single exon. The record is from RefSeq and is a predicted model, not a curated record. Bases 72 to 2462 code for a protein of 796 amino acids. NCBI's taxonomy places the organism in Eukaryota, Viridiplantae, Streptophyta, Magnoliopsida, Vitales, Vitaceae. Gene Ontology annotation, biological process: L-phenylalanine catabolic process. Gene Ontology annotation, cellular component: cytoplasm. Gene Ontology annotation, molecular function: ammonia-lyase activity.